Messenger RNA from Amoebophrya sp. A120, 10841 nucleotides. The record is from the annotation of a GenBank genome assembly. NCBI's taxonomy places the organism in Eukaryota, Dinophyceae, Syndiniales, Amoebophryaceae.
AUGUCACUGAUGCGGUCUUACCACCCCUCCGGGCUCAGCGGCCGUGCUUCGUACGCUGAGCUGAAGCUGUAUCGCCUCCGUGGAAACAUCCAUCGAAGCGAAGAGGACAGUAUCUAGAUGAAGAUUUUCUGACUGUUACAUACUUUAUUCUACUUGGAAGAUUAAUUUUAAUAUAACGAGCCCAGCCGAAGCGAGCAGAAGUCAAAGGUUUUUUUUUUAUGCGUGUUCUUCAUCUUCAAUCGACCUGUAUCAAGUACAAAAAAAAAUGCAGGCCCCGAGACGUAUGUCCUGCGCAUUGGUAGCUUCAUGACGAUGGGUUUCAUCAAGGAGCGCUUGGCGGCACAUUUGAAUCGUGCGAGGGGCACCAGGGGCAAUAUUGUCACCGUCGAACAGCAGGAGGCUGAUUCAUUUUCAUCGAGCGGAGUCGGAGUCGGGGGCAGUACUAGUGCAUCCGAAGUCGAAAAAAUCAAGACAACGUCUUCUACUUCCGCAGUAGUGCACUCCCAUCCCGAGGUUCGCCCAGACGACCUGCGGAUCAUCUACAAAGGCAUCGAAAUCGGUGCGGGAGCGAACGGAUCUAGCACCGUGAUGAUGAAAGAGUUUGGCUUGAUCGAGGGGGAGAAGCACACUGCAGAUUACCUCCUCCCGGUCGACGGGCGGCCACACUCAGAAGAAGAACUGCUCGAAAAGCUCGCGGCCGCGGAAUCUACCAUGCUGCAAAAAAACGAGAAUAUUAUCGGAAGUAACUACAGCUGCAGCCUUUGUUCCCUUUCUCCCACUCUGGAACCUACCACCCCCGGUGCUGUGCCUCUGUUGGAGGAUCGCACGCCAGCACUGCUUCCCGCUGCCGGAUCCGGUCCUUCGUUUGCAAGUCUCCCGAUCCGGCCACGUGGCCUCAGUGUGUGCCUCGGCAGCGCGACCGCUCUGGCGAGGCAGUCAAGUGGACCUGCGACGCCACUCACGCGGAAGCAUGCUGCUGUAUAUGGAGGUUUCGGAGCCGCUUGUCGUGCUGCUCUCGGGACAGCUCCUCAGACCACGCUGCUGCCCACGACCCCGGAGCGUGGCCACGUUGCUGAGUUUGCGAAGUCGCCCUGCUCUCCAAAUUGUAGUUGGGCGGGACAAAUCAGAGCUCCUGUGGUCACAGGUGGAUCAUCCAAAAAGGCUUUGAAUUCAUCCGCUCUCGCCCACCCGUCGACCGAGGCUGCUGCCCACGUUGUGCUCGUGAAUCCCCUUGAUAAAGCAACACUUUCUACUGUCGCUGCUCACGACCGGCUGGAUGAAGAUGAUGCUCAACAUGGAGGCUCAGGUUUUACCACGACAGUACUAGAGAGUGAUGAACAAGUUCGGGAGCUGCGAAGUCAAGCGGGUGAAGCAACAAGUUCCGCACGUAAUUUUCAAAACGGGGCUUCAAGGACCACUGCCAGCACGCGGCGCGUUUCUUCCAUGGAACAAGGCGAAACGCCAUGUCCUGCUUCUCCCAGGCAACGAAGCGAUGGAAGCACCGAACGAUUUCCAGCGGUCGGGGCAAAUAUGAACACAAUCGCCAGAUGUCCUAGUACUUCGAUUGAAGAGUAUCCCAACGUUGCUUUCACGACCAGCAGUGCCGACGAGGACUCUUGUGCCGCCAGUUUGGGCACGACCAGUCGCUCUCCAACGGGGGAAGCGAACAUGAUUUCCGCUGAGGGAAGCAGGAAGCAAGGACCUUGGAGUCCAAGAACUGGUAAGAAAAAACAGGAGGAGGUUGAGGACGAUGACAAAGUGGCCACUUUUAUCGCGGACCCGCAGGCCUUUAUGGACUCCGAUGUGGAGCACCUAGUGCAACAAGCGGCCGACGCUUUCACGAACGGCGCGUCGCCGCAGCUCACUCCCGAUGGAACGAGUGGGACCUACCGAAUUUACGACUCGGCACACCCGACUACUGUUCCACCGCGCCCGAAGAAAAACAAGAAUAAGAGAGCUGCGCCUCAUAGUUGUACUUCUACACACGAAGACGUGGAGCCGGAAGAGAGGAGUACCGCAGGAAGUCGAAGUCCAUCUAGAGGUUUGGAUAACUAUGUGAAGGAGUCCCAGAAGUAUAGCAAUAGUGUGGCCGCGACCCACAGCCAGACUAAAACCAUCGACACCUCCCUGAAGACGUUGCUCGUGAUGCCCAGCAACUCGGAGGAAAACAGUAAUGGCCAGUCGGAAGGUAGCAGCUCUCACUGCGAGCAGCACAAGCCGCGAAGUAAAAUGCCUCCGUGGCGUCCGCGCCGGCUUCGGGGCACCACCUUCUCGCAGCUCUCAUCCAGCGGGGACUCGCUCGUCUCGACCACCGCCCCACCGGAAUCCGAGCAGACUUGGACGUCCAGCAGCAUGGCUUCAGCACCAACGGCGAGCCUGGGGUCAAUCGACCCGGACACAACUGAGGGGCUGACAGCGUGGUCCUACAGCCUCAGCAGCGAGGGACCAUCUCCAUCCUCUUCCGCGACGAACAAAUCGAGCCCAGUGAGUCAUGGAUUAAUACUGGGCAGCACUGGUGGUUUCGGGAAAAGAACAGACGUAAACAUCAAGAACCAACAGCACAGCGACCUCUCUGCGGUGCUGUCUACUGCAGGCGCAGCUACCAAGAACACCGGUAGAAAAUACAUUCCGCCACAUGCCCGCUUUCGGUUCACAAACAAAAAUUGUUCUUCAACGGCCGCCUCAGCAGCCGCUGAAGAAGGUAUGCGCAUGGAUGUCCAGGAGCGUGCGGCGGGUGCUCGACCAGAUGCGGUCGAUGAUAACGAAGCCCCGGCGUGGUCGGGUACUGGAAAAACUCGUAGUAGCCAGGACCACUUUGACUUUUCACUGGUAGACGACGCGCAUGGAGAAGUGGAAGCGGACGGCGUCGACGGUGACCGCCUCGCGUACAGGGGGAGCGAGGAAGUGGAAGUACCGGGUCUGCUGCAAGAAAAUCGCACGGAGGACUCGGACCAUUCGCACAGGACCGCUUCGACCGCAACCUCCACUCCAACGGUCGGCUCGGUUGUAUCGCUAGUAUCGGACAUCAACCUGACGAUGAACAAUAUCAAUAUUAAGUCCAAGCCACAAAUAAACCAAAAAACGCGGGGGCAACUACAACAUUAUGCGUCUCCAACUAGCUCUAGUAGUGCGAUGAACUACAACGCUACGAACACGUCGGCGCAUGUAGCUUCACAGCAGUCACACCAUAAUCCAAUGCGCAUGUUGUUAACUGCUACCUCCACCUGUUCGCAACUGAAAGUGAUUCCAGAGCGAGAUUCCGUCAGGUCAGGCUCCUCAUUUUCCGCUGACGGAACCUCUCACCGAACGGAACGGGUAAGCUCUUGCCUCGAGGAGCCCCCGGACACGACCACCGCCAUGGCGCGCACGGCCUCGGGAAAGUUGAAAAAGAAGUCCGCGUUCCUCGAGAUGCACAAGGAUUGCACUGACCGCGAGCAUCUGAUCGGGUUUUUCAAGCCCCGCGACGAGGAGGUGCACGCCCCGUUCAAUCCCCGGGGCACGCAGUCCAAGGUGCCCGACGUGGAAUCCAGUCGACCGGGCGUGUACGCAACGCAGCAGGCCUGCCGGGAGGUCGCGGCCUACGUCAUUGACCAGGGGUACGCGGGGGUGCCGCCAACUGUCAUGGUAAAAUAUGGUUUUUUUGUGGGUCGCUGAUCUUCGCCAGAUGACGAGACUCAGACUCGUCGUGGUCUUUGAACUGAUUAAAUAGAAACCCCGAAUGUCUGAUGUCUGUGCUUCGAAUUCAGAUUUCUUGGGGCAUUUUGACGAACGAAAAAAACUUUAAAGUUAAACUACAAGCACGACUUCACUCUAUCGUCUCAAUAAAUUUCUAUCUCAGUGUCGAGCCCGGCAUCCGGUAUUUUGCAAUCCGGAAACGGGGUUGAUCUGGAAGCAUGGUAGUCUGCAGCAGCCCGUGGAUUCGGCCCGUGACUCGAUGGAAGACUUCGGUCGGUCGAUGUUUUCCCCGGAACAGAUCCACCGAAUCGGCAUCCUGGACGUCCGCAUUCUGAACAUGGAUCGGAACGAAGGAAACUGCCUGGUGAAGCGGAAAAAGGUCGUCCGGGCGCAGGAGCAGCCCGGUCGACCCCUGCCAAAUUUUGCGUGCGAGGACGAUGUAGUGCAGCACGAGGAGCACUUCGAGGAGGACCCGAAGGAGGUCGAAGUGCUGGAAUUGGUUCCCAUCGACCACGGACUGUCGCUCCCUGACCGCCUGGAUAUUUCCGCAAACGAUCUCGCCUGGAUGAAGUACCCGCAAGCGAAACUGCCGUUUUCCCCCGAGACGCUCACCUUCAUUCGCAGUCUAGACGCUCACCACGACCGAGAACGCCUGCGAAAGUAUUGUGGAAUCAGAUCAGAUCCGCUGCGCCUGCAAUGGGUAUUCAUUGUUGUACAGCUUUCUAGAUUUAAAAAGUUUUGUCAUCUGUGAUUCUUCUUUUUUCCGUACACGACACGACACGAUCACAAUUUCGCUCCGAUUCAACAUCUCCAAGAAGAUGCAAAAAUUUUACAAAGACGACACUGACCAGCAUGCCCUUGCCCGGCACCGCAGCGAUUAAUACGCCUCCUGCAGUGCAUGUUGUUCGUAGAAAGCGCAAAGAGUUCUUGUUGUAUGAAAGAUUUUUAAUAUGAUAAUAUGCCAAAAGGAAAACACAAUCAAUAUACAGGCGGCCACGAUCCUGCUGCAAGUGUGUGCUGGGGAAGGGCUGACGCUAUACGACAUUGGGUGCAUCCUGUACAAGGAUGUCGAGCCGCAGCAGGGCGGCUUGGCACCGCAAACAUCGGAGCCCGCGACCGGAGUUUCUGUUUCCUCUGUGGGACCACACCAUCCGCUUCUCCUGCACCCAUGCGUGUUUGAGAAGCUGAUUCGGCAUGCCAUGUUGGCAACGGUUGGCUACGUGACCCGCAACAACUACAUCGUCAGCCCGUGCUUUGCGCCGAGGAACACGAGUCACCUGCCCCGCGGGGUUACCGGCGCGCUUGCCCAGUCGCCCGGCGGUCCGCGGAUCCAAUCUACCUCCAGCCCGAAGUUGAUUCCGUCAGAUCUGAUUAGCCCGAAGAAACAACCGAAAAAAAUCCGUUCUCCAGCUGCUACUGUUGCGUCUUGUUCCACGCCCCGGUGUCCUGCUCCGCCUCCGGCUUCUCUACCUCCUGAGGCACUGGAUCAUAAAGAAAGGCAGGUCGAGGUCGAACAGACGAGCAAAUCAAACUCCAACCGAAAUAACUAUGUGACCGCUGCUCAAGCAGCAGCAGCAGCAGAAGGCCGAGCAAAAGAAGCAGGGAGUAGAAUAGCGUCGCCGCCAAGAAAUUCUUGCAGCAUAACUCCGGAUCUGGUUUGUGAUGUUGAUCGUCCUUGCACGACGAGCACUGCCUUGGCGGUCGAGGCUGUAGGGAUCGUGCCAGUUCCUGCCACAACUGCGGACCGGAUUGAUGAGAAAUCGUUUCCGCCUUCCCAGGCUACAAAGGGAGAGCAGCUCCAGCUUGCAUUGCCAGCAUCUGGUGCAUUACGAGUCCGGCAUACAGAUACACACGACCCGUCUCGACCUGGAUCUACUUGCGGCGCUGGAGUAGAGGACGGUGCGCUAGACAUGUUGUUUGUCGAGGAAGACAGGCGGGAGCAGCUCGAGGUCAAGAGUUCGUUGUACAGGUUCCCCGCCAAAACUCCGGACGAGGACUGCUGGUAUCAGAAUUGUAUCGCUUUCAGAUCUCCUGCUGCUGCUUCAAGAAGUGCUGUGGCACUAAAGAGCUGCAAAGUGAAACAAGUGCCGAUGAAUAAAGCGCCGGACUAUCGGAAACGACUGUCCGAAAGCUCGCCAGUUGAUGUACAAAAGCAGCCCGAGUUGAAGAAGCACUGCGGGCCAGGGCGGCGAGAUUUACCUCUUCAGCAGCUGGUGAGGACCAGCAAUUUCAACGCCGCUUCGAUGUGGUCAUUCACCUCCGAGGAGAGUAAGCAGAACAACAUCAAGUUCGGAAUCCGGGACGAGUACAACACCGAAAAAACCCCCGACGUCCCGUUUGCUUCUCCAGCGGUUUUCUUUGGACCCCAUGACAACCGGCAUCGGCUUUGCAGCGACUUUGCCGCUCUGUUCGCGGAAGAAGCGGCUGCAAAAUCCCCGCAGAUUGCGCAACAAGAAAAGGGAAACAACCAGAGUUGCCCAGACUUGAACUUGUUGCAUCAAAGAGUGCCGCUAGUACCUCAUCCACCCGGCACGCAAAGGGACGAAGAUCCCGGUCUUGUUUUCGGCACGCACGACAUUCAGAUUUCACAGUCAACGCUGGACGAAAUAGACCAGAUGUCACUGACCCUAAGUCCGCCAAGCGGGGUCGUUCUCCCGCCACUUGUUCCGAAUGCAACUACGAGCUGCGCGACCAUCACCAAUUCAUGUUUGAGUGUCGGCAAUGCUUCCAACUCCGUCCCCGAGUUCGCGCUAACGGGCUUCCCGGAUUCUCCGGUCCGCAGUAGCUCUCUGGAGCAAGACUUUUCCCUUGGCUUGAACCUUCCGGCGCAUCAAGAAGACCUUUUCCAACUGGACCAGGAGCAGAACCGCCUUGCGUUUGGAAGUACUAUCCCGAUGCUCCUGCCGCACGACAGGGACGACUGCGGCAAAAGUGUUGCAACCGGGAGAAGCACCCCCGGAGGACCGAACGAGUCGAUCCUUUUUCAAGAGGCGGUUGCAGGCACUGGCACACCUGCUUCUCGACCUCCGCGCCCCAUUCAGCUCCCGGAGCCUUCCUGGUCUACGUCUUCGACGGACAUCAAAGAUGGUGGAGCACCAUCUCCUACUUCGUCCGAAAACGGCUGCGCGCCGCGCACCGCAGUUGAGGCGCCAGUUAGUCGCACGGAUCCGCUUGCCCCGCUUCGCGUCAUGGCGUUGCCUGCCGAGGCACCACUGGUGCUCCCGAUGUUGCCAAUGAUUCCGCAGCCGUUCAUUCCGAAGGAGACCAGUGGGGGCCCAGACACGGACUCGACGCCAACUAGGAAACGAGCUGCUCUCCGCCAAGAAUGCAGUCCAUCCUUAAACAAGUCGACGGCGCCUUCGGUAGAACGCGAGGGCGCGUCCAGCUCACUUCUAGGAGAUGUCGCGCACCCGCCGCCCCGCACGUGCAGAAAGGUAGAGAACGUGGACCUUGUUCCAAGAGCAGAUGCAGAGGUCGUCGCCACAACUUCGAACGAAUUCAAGAACCAGUCAGCUGCUUGUGGUCAACAGCAUUUCUCGACACAGUCUCAGUCUGCAAUGUUACCCUCCCUGCAUCUGCCGAUCAUAAAUCGUGCGGAAAUGGCAACAGCAUCGUCGUUCGUGAGUUGGGAGUUUGCCGAGGACCAACACGGUGAUGCUGACCAUAAUGUCAAUGUUGAUAUUCUGCAGCUCAAGUCCUCAAACACAAACAACGGCACAACACACGACCGCAGUGGCAGUGCUCCCGUCGAGUGCGAAAUUUUCGGUGCAGGAGACCACCAGCUGCAGGAAGUAACCGGAAGCUGCGCGGCGGGACAGAAGUAUGGACAGCUGUUUCACAAGCUUGAACACGAGGUGAAGGAGAAGACACCAUCAUCAAGGAGUGCCAGCGACGCAAAAAGCAUCGCGAUGAAGAUGGCGCUCGGCACCUCUGGCACAAGCAUGACGCCGAAACUGCAUGAAGUAGCUGCUCCUUCUGAUCCUCGUGGUGCGAAAGAGUUUCAGUUUUCAUCUUCACCGACUGGAAGGGCAACAAGUCUGUCAGCAUCGUUUUCGAAAUCAAUAAGCAGAGCGAAGAGCAGCAGCCAAAACCAUGAAGACGAGCACGUCGGGCGUUGUAUUGUUCAACAGACCCAGCAACAGCUCCUCGAACCUGUUGCGCACAAUACACGAUUCCGCCGUACGGCCGGAGGAUCUCCGCGUUGCAUUGGCGACGGUAAAGGAAGUAACUCCAGCUUCUCUCCGUCUGAUUGCACACCCAGAUCCGCGGCUGGCAGUGCUGUUUCUCCGUCGCAGCGCAGCGGUAAAGUUGCUUUUGCGCCGGUGCUCCCAAAAAAUCGAUGCUGGGCCGAGGACAAGGAAAAUUUUUUCUACUCGUCCCACGACAACUCGCUCUCGACUUCUCCGGUGGCUGCUUCGUCUUCUGCCUGUCCUGCUUGGUCAACCGAUGAUGGUGGUCCAGGUCUGUCCGGAACGCCAAAGAAAAAAAAGACCAACAUCAUGGGGGCCAUGUUGCUGCCCUCGUGCCUAGCAUCUGCGCACGAGUUGUGUGCACCUUCACCUCAGGAUGCGACAAGGCUGCAAGGCUGUAGUUCUACAGCAGCUGGCACAACAACUGGCGGUCCUUCUGCCAGCGAUGAGCCAGCCGAGCAAGCAGAGCACGACAAGGAUUCUGACGCCGGCGCUACAGAUGGCAAGAUUCCAGAUCACGCAGUUCCUCUGGACGAUACCACGAGCGCCGAUUGUACGAAAAAUAGGACCGAAGCGAAGCACGAAGCAGGAGUGCUACAGGGGGAAUCGACAUCGAUGAUGAAAGAUGAACUCCCGCUACUUUCUUCGCUACAGUCGUCCACGGCGCCGUUGCCGGGGUUUCGAAAGUCAUUCAGCGACGACGAUGAUCUGAUUUUGUUACCGUCCCCGACGAAGAAGUCGGUUUGGCGGCGCCGCAAACUCAGUUCAAGCGACAGUCCUUUCUGCGCAACCAUCACAAAGGUCGAAGAUGAAAACUCGAGCAGCUCCUCCUCUGCGCAUCAAAUUAUCGCUUCUAAAACUACGAGUUGUAAUGGCAACUCCUCUAGUGCUCCGUUUGACCUCAACAUCGCUUGUGAGGUAGAGAAGCUUCCUUUGGAUGAUGAAGCAGUCGACCUCGACGAGGACAACGAUGGUAUUAUACCAGCACAGCAGCAGAACUUCUACGGUGAAGAAGAUGCCGGAGCUCCUUUCGAAAUGGUCAUCUUCAACGAGCCGGGUCACGCACCAGACGACGCAGACCGUUCUCAGACGAACUCCAAAUCGAGAAUAUCAGGCCGCCUGAACACGACCGCAUCUUCCCCGUUGCGCCGCUCCUCCGUCACAAUGAUGCCAAACCUCAUGUCCUCGCGGUCUGCGCUGCCGGCCUCGUUUGUGUGCAGCCCGACAAGUGGAAGUGCUGGCUGCGCAAGUUCAUCGUCGACCUCGCUGGUUGCAGCUCCUUCACCCGGUGCUUCCGUGGGAACAAGCUCCCCAGCAGCACUACAAGAGGAAAGAACAUCAAAUACCAACGGCACGAGGAGGACUAGCACGAAAGGCACGAAUGCGACUUGUGCUGGCAACAAUUAUUCAUGUUCUUCGCACGCGCAGCUGACGAACGGGAACGGUACAACUUCAAAAACCCACGGUGCUCCGGGCAGCUCGCAUGCGAUGAACCAGCACUCGUCCCUUUUUCAGUUUCCACAUGUCAUGAGCGAGGAGCUCUCCUGGUCCGACCCGAUCAUGGAGCAGACAUUUCGGCACUACCUGGAGUUGAGCAUUCGCACCCACAUCAUGAUUUGUCGCAAGCGUGCUGAAAGGCAAAAACAAACCAAGGCCGAUUUCUCGAAGGACUACGUCCCCUCCGCCACUGCGACCGCGAGCUCCUCUGCGGCAAAAACGAAAAAGCGGCACUCCCGCUCUGCGUCUUCGGCUUGUUCCACUUGUUUGGAUGCUACUACAAUUACAGCAGCCGGCGGCGGCCUUCUCCCUGUCAUCAAGCCCAAGGGUGAGGGUUCGACACCGGGGUCGCCGAAGAUGAACGGGGAGACUAGGACAAGCCCAAACUCAAAAGGCCUCGAAAAGAGUUCAGCUGCCCGUGGUGAAGGUCAACAUCUCCACACCAGUAGUGUCGAGACCUCUACUGCUGGAGCAGGCCGGGGUGCUCGAAACAAUGAACCAGAGAGGAUGCCGGCAUCGCAGCUGCCCAAGGAGCAGCAGGAGCGAUCAUUCCCAAGCGACCCGAGCCCUGUCGCAGUCGAAGCUCCCGGCGUCAGCACGGCGCAGCCACAAGGUCGAAUAAUUGCUGCAAAUAUGAUGGCGAGCGCGGAGGAGGACGAGAACCAUAAACUGCAAACCAACAGCACAAAGGACGUUGUUUUUCAUCUUGCCGAAGAUAGUCAGCCUCAUCUUCUGCAUCUGAAAAGCCUUCCCGCAACUUUCUCGGCCUCUACGACAUGCACGGCUCCGAGCAAUGGCGACGUGCACAUGGCGCGCGCCGGUGGAGAUGAAGGCAAAAAUUCUGCUGCAGCUACAACUUCUAGUGCCGGCAGCAGCCCCGUACAACUUUUGAACGUCGGGCACGGGUGUGAAGAGACUCCAGUAAUGAAGACGACCUCGAUUUCCUCUACAACGAACAUCAAUAUGACUCCGGCUUUGAUGGCUGAUAGAAGCACUCCGAUGCCGCACGCGAAAAAACUUGACCUACAUCAAGGAAAUGCCAGCGAUGAUCUGCUGGUGUAUCAUUCGCCGACCGGCGAUUCGCACCAGGCGGGCGUCGUCGGAGAAGUAGUAACGGGCGGGGAUAAAAACCAUAACCAUCUUUUUCAGGACUGCGCCCUAGUAAGGCAUGACUACCACGACACUUCUUCGAUCCUCAACUUUCCACCUCAGACCUCGGAGCAACGGAACGAGCAUGACGUCGAGUGUAGUUUUGUGGACCUAGAGGACGAUGAUGAAGACGAAGAAGAAAUUGAGGAUUCGGAUUUUGACGCUAUUGCGACUGCGUUUCUUGUGCGCUCCAAUAGUGCACCGCACCCUGACGCGUACUACACACGGCUACGCGAGGACACGCACAGCCUGCUAGGCGUAUUUGAGGAAGAGGUGGCGAUCGUGGCACCAACAGUAAGUAAAAAAGGAAAAGAACCUUCUGGCGCGUAA